AAAGAAGAGAGCAAAAGAUAGCAUUAGCAAACUGUUUUUUGAAGAGGUAGAUCUCUAAAAAGGUCUGAGUGCUUUGAGCUUACCCAACUACCUCAGGACACUGCAGAGAGAGCAGGAGGGAGGCAGGGGGAGGGAGGGAGAGAGAGAGAGAGAGAGAGAGAGAGAGAGAGAGAGAGAGAGAGUGUGGGAGCGCGAGAGAGCAAGAGAUAUCCAAGCCGGCGCACACCCUCUCUUUUGCUGCUACAACGGUUCCUUUCCACAUCGACGCUACUCUUAGCGUCACGCCUGUAAGCUGCGCGCUCACCCAGCGCUAGCCUUCCCCGUCUUGCUCCUCUCCCUAGUCGGACGCUGCAUUAGCGAGGGGGUGCUGAUCACCACGAGGAGAGAAGGAAAAAUAAAAAGAACUGGAAAAAUAGAAACAAGCCGAAGAGAGGAAAGAGAAACUGCGCACCACCCCUCCUCCCUCUAACCCACCUCGAUCAACCCAGCUACAACACCCCCACUCCUCCCAGCACCCCCUUCCAUCCCCCACCCCACUCCCCCUCUGAAGAAAUUGACGGAUUAUUGGGAAGUGCAAGGGAGGCAGGCUGCAGCUGCUGCUGUGUGUGCUCACUACUGCUGCUGUGUGCUUCGCAGGGAUGGUGUGUGCGUUUGCAAUUGCUGUUGUCGCCACCACGGCUGCCGAGGCUGGAGUGUGUGGCUAGUUAAGAAGAGGAAAAAGCUAAUGAUGGCAGCGUGUGUCGCCUAGUCUUUUCAACCCCUUCCGAGCACUCCUGGUGAAAAGAAAAAAAAAGGAAAAUCAAGUGGACACGAUGCUACAUUGAGAGGGGAAGCAAAGGAAAGAGAGCGAGAAGGGCUGUCAGACUGACCAACUGAUUGACCACUAAAAAGUGAACAGAGGAAUACAGAGAGGAGGGGGUCUGUUUUCCCCCCCGGCUCGUCAACCUUUCUUCUUAACCAUCGCAAACAAAAGGCAAAGAACAUUGGAGAGGACUGUGGAAUUUUCAUUCAACCUUCUUCAAUCCCACCCCCAACUACCUCCCUCUUUUUGACCUUUCUGCCUUUGCUUUUGGUGCACAAACAAAUUGUGCAUGUUAGUGUGGUCAUCUGUGCUAUGGAGACCUGGGUAAGGUGUCUAGGAAGGGGAUCAACUGUCGAAUUCCAAGGACAAGCAAGAGAAGAGGAGCCGACAGCAAGAAGCGAGCAAGGGCGCACUGCUGCUUUGGGAGCCUGACUGGAUUCCUAUCUGCAAUCUUCUUUUUUCUUCUUUUUUUCUAAUCAACAAGGAAAGGGAGGGGGAAAAACUCACACAAGGGCCUUCGAACCUUUCUCUUUGGAUGUGUGGAUUUACAAAAGGGCUCAUCUUGGUUUAGCUCUUUGGCAUUGAUACACGUUUUGACAGAGCAAAUAUAAAAAAGGCUUUCUUUGCUGCUCUUGGGAUAUACAUACAUCAGAUGUGAAUACUACAGCUCUUUCUGAUUGCAAACAAGAGGGAAGCUAUUUAUCUCAGUUCAAGGACCUGUAAUAAUAACUUGAGGUAGGUGUCUAGUUUCAACCCCUCUUUGCAUCAAUUUGUAACCCUACCUUCUGUCUCGUAAUACAGUUUUUGGUUGCUUUAUUUAUCACCAUGUCCUUCUCAUACACACGUUUCGGAAAAGCCAGCCCUCUCUACCCUCCGUCUGCCCCUGAGCACAGCUCAUGGGAAUAAAAUCAUUGCUUAAUUGAGGAUAAGUCAAGUCCUCUUGUCGCUUAGCAAGCACCCAAAACCCACAUUUUCCCGUUGUCCUCUUCAGUUUCCUUGACUUAUUUGCUCUGGUCCCCUUAACACUACUACCAGCCAACCAGCUACUUUCCUUGAUCCCCAAAGCCCCCAAAACACCCCCAUCCUCCCCCUCCCCCCCCAGAUGAUGCUGAAUUAUGAAUGUGCCACAUCAUGAGUCUCCUGGGGCGGGUAGCUGUGCAUCGUGCCAGGAAAGCCGCCCUGCUCUGUGUAGUCUUCCUGAUGGCGCGAGCGUGGAGCAGCGCCUCCCUGGCCUUGGCGGGGGCGGCAGUGUCUCAGGGACCCCAGGGCUGUCCACCGCAGUGUUCCUGCAGUAAUCAGCAGGGGAAGGUGGUGUGCACCCGACGUGGCCUCACCCGUGUGCCCCCCGGCAUUCCAACCAACACGCGACACCUCAAUCUAAUGGAAAACGCCAUUGAGGCGGUGCAGGCUGACUCCUUCCGUCACCUGCACCACCUUGAGGUGCUCCAGCUUGGGCGAAAUGCCAUACGGCAGAUUGAGGUGGGCGCGUUUAAUGGACUUACCAGCCUCAACACACUGGAGCUGUUUGACAACCGGUUGACGGUGGUGCCCAGUGGGGCCUUUGAGUAUCUGUCUAAACUACGUGAACUGUGGCUGAGGAACAACCCCAUUGAAAGUAUCCCCUCCUACGCCUUCAACCGGGUGCCCUCCCUCAUGCGAUUGGACCUGGGAGAAUUACGGAAAUUGGAGUACAUCUCAGAGGGAGCUUUUGAGGGCCUACAAAACCUCAAGUACCUCAAUCUGGGCAUGUGCAACAUAAGGGGUGAAAUGCCAAACCUGAGUCCCCUCAAGGGCCUGGAGGAACUGGAGAUAUCUGAAAAUCACUUCCCAGAAAUAAAGCCAGGCUCCUUCAAAGGCCUGCGCUCACUGAAAAAGCUAUGGGUGAUGAACUCACAAAUCUCAGUGAUAGAGCGCAAUGGUUUUGAUGACCUAUCUUCAUUGGUGGAGCUUAAUCUUGCCCAUAAUAAUCUGAGCGGUGUGCCACAUGAUCUAUUUUCCCCGCUCAGGUACCUGGUGGAGCUCCAUCUCCACCAUAACCCUUGGAACUGUGGCUGUGAGGCUGUAUGGCUAGCACGCUGGCUAAGGGAGUACAUCCCUACCAACUCAACUUGCUGUGGACGCUGUCACUCACCUGCCAGCAUGAGAGGUCGACAACUGGUUGAGGUGGACCGAGGUGAGGGCGCUGCAGUCCAGUGUUCUGCACCAUUCAUUGCCGAUGCACCAAGGGACUUAAACAUCUCAGCAGGGCGAGUGGCUGAGCUUCGAUGCCGCACAGCCCCAAUGUCUUCAGUGCGCUGGCUCCUUCCCAAUGGGACUAUCCUGACACAUGCUUCUGGUCAUCCGAGAAUAUCAGUCCUCAAUGAUGGUACCCUUAAUUUCUCAAAUGUCCUGGCAGUAGACACAGGCACUUAUACCUGCAUGGUGUCCAAUGCAGCCGGGAACUCCAAUGCCUCGGCCUACCUUAAUGUGAGUGCAGCUGAGCUUAACACAUCCAAUUUGAGUUACUUCACUACAGUGACUGUGGAGGUCUUGGGGCCAACCACUGAGAUGCCCAAACCUAAAACUACUACAGCUGCUGCAGCAGGGGCUGGGGUAGCUGGAGGAGGGAUAGGCCAAGGGACAACAACUACAACUGCCUCUCCUUCCGUCUUUCAGCCAGUCUUCAUCUCCACACCAACUGUGCUGUUGCAAAGCACUGACAGCCCAUCAGGUGCAGCUAAGACAUCUGUGGUGCCAGUUGUCACUAGCAAGCCAGGCAAGUCUGGCCCUAGCUUGGAUGAAGUGAUGAAGACCACUAAGAUCAUAAUAGGUUGCUUUGUAGCGGUGACACUGCUGGCUGCUGUCAUGCUCAUCGCCUUCUACAAACUGAGGAAGCGCCACCAGCAAAGGAGCACAGUGGCAGCUGCGCGCACUGUGGAGAUUAUCCAGGUGGAUGAGGAGGACCUUCCUCCACCAGCGUCUGCAGCUCAAGAGUCAGCUCUCUCAUUGCCUGAAAUCCGGGACCAUAACAGCAUACACAAACUGGACUUUAUCAGCCACAAGACUGACUAUAGCUUUCACAAACCCAAGGCCGAAUACAAACCCCAACCUGAUUUUACCCUUCACAAGCCGAAGGCUGAGUAUACCACAUACAAGCCAAAUAUGGACUUCAGUAGCCACAAAUUCAUCCCAGAUUACAGCACUCACAAAUCCACACCAGAUUUUAGCCUUCAUAGACCAAAGCCUGACUACAGCCAAUUUAGGCAGGACUACAGCACUCACAAACCUAAAGCGGAAUACAGCCCAUUCAAACCAGACUUCGGCACUCACCCAAAAACUAAAACAGACUACAGCCCAUUCAAACCAGAUUAUGGCACUCAUCCUAGGCAGAAAACUGACCUCAGCCCAUUCAAACGAGAUUACAGCACCCAACCAAAACCUAAACAUGACUAUAGCCCGUUAAGAUCGGACUACAACACACAGCAUAAACCUAAGGCUGAAUACAGUCCAUUCAAGCCAGACUUUGGAACUCACCCAAGACCUAAACCUGAUUACACCCCAUUUAAGCCUGACUAUAGCACUCAGCCUAAACCCAAAAUAGACUACAGUGCCCAGAGAUCUAAAACUGACAGUACCUACAAACCCAAGGACCCUUAUUCUUCCCAUAAGACUGCAACUAAUUACAGCGCCUUUAACACUGACUUCAGCCCCCAGAAAGCGGAUUACAGCGCCUUCAAGUCUGACUUUAGUCCACACACUCAGAGACCUAAACUUGAUUACAGUCCACACAAAAUGGAAUACAGCCCCCAAAAAGUGGACUACAGUACUCUAAAGCCCAAAUAUAACACCUAUAAACCAACUGGCCAUGGGGCUAAAUGGACAGAAAACAAUAUUGGGAACUCUUUGCCUCGAACCAUGCCCAGCACCAUUACAGCAAUGGCUGAGCCCUUCGUCAUAAAAACUCACACCAAGGAGAAGGUGCAGGAGACUCAGAUUUAAAAAGCCCCCCUCAAAAUGCUCCCUCUCCUUUACCUAGAUUCCUAGCUCCCACCCACCACCGUCCCGUCAUUUCUUCAUAAAUUCAUGCAAUAGAAUGCACAACAAAAAAAGGACAGGAACUACUUUUUUGUACAGAGUGCAAACUUAAAGACUGAUGAUUUCUUGUUGUACAUGCUUAUAAAUAUAUAUAUAUAUAUAUAUUGAUAUAUAUAUAUGGACAAAUUGAAACUACCAUGGGCUGGUGAUAGAGAAACAUAUAUUAAAAAGAAAUUGAAACUAUUUUCUAACUUGUAACUUCUAUUUAAAACAAUGAGUUGUUUAAGAUGCUGUCUUGACUUUGACAAAUGAGGGUAGUCUUGUUUUAAAAAAGGGGCAUUCUGUGUGAUUUUUACACCAUGCUACAGAGAAUGCAGUGAUAA
Molecule: messenger RNA, 5199 nt
Organism: Etheostoma spectabile (orangethroat darter)
Lineage: Eukaryota; Metazoa; Chordata; Actinopteri; Perciformes; Percidae
Gene: lrrc4.1
Product: leucine rich repeat containing 4.1
Exons: 1
Coding region: 1922-4780 (952 amino acids)
Biological process (GO): synaptic membrane adhesion; excitatory synapse assembly; postsynaptic density protein 95 clustering
Cellular component (GO): postsynaptic density membrane; glutamatergic synapse; plasma membrane
Molecular function (GO): protein binding
Source: RefSeq, a predicted model, not a curated record